CCAAACCUCACUCUGGGGCCAGGCGCAGCCCAGACAGAAGUGGGGGCUGGAGUAUCAGCAGUAUCAGCAGUCGCAGGGCCUGGGGACAGAAGGGAACAUGUCUUGCUGGCUGGGGAAGCCUUUCUAUUGCCCCCUGCCCCCAGGGCUUGCCUCACCCUGGCACUGGCCUUGGAAAAGCUGCAGUAGGCCACACCAGGCUCCCUGUGCCCAUCUGGACAGUGGACGAGAGUAGGCACAAGCCCCUCCACCACCAUGCCGGAAGUGUGAAGAAAAUCCAAGAUCACUGCCUCCCGCAAGCUCAUGCUGAAGGAGAACUGAGGCUCCAGGGUCCCUGUCCAGGGCUGGGGAGGCCAGCCAGCUCACUACCUGUGCCCCGCAGAGCCUGAUGUUGGCCAAGGCCAAGGAGUGCUGGGAGCAGGAGCAUGAGGAGCGCGAGGCAGAGAAGGCUCGCUACCUGGCGGAGCGUAUCCCCACACUGCAGAUGCGCGGAUUGUCCCUCAGUGCCUUGCAGGACUUGUGCCGAGAGCUACAUGCCAAGGUGGAGGUGGUGGAUGAGGAGAGAUAUGACAUCGAGGCCAAGUGCCUGCAUAACACUCGGGAGAUUAAGGACCUGAAGCUGAAGGUGCUGGACCUCCGUGGGAAGUUCAAGCGCCCACCACUGCGCAGGGUCCGUGUCUCGGCUGAUGCCAUGCUGCGUGCCCUGCUGGGCUCCAAGCACAAGGUGUCCAUGGACCUGAGGGCCAACCUCAAGUCUGUGAAGAAGGAGGACACAGAGAAGGAGCGGCCGGUGGAGGUCUGUGACUGGAGGAAGAAUGUGGAGGCCCUGUCUGGGAUGGAAGGCCGGAAGAAGAUGUUUGACGCUGCCAAGUCUCCCAGCUCACAGUAGAGGUACCGGAGCCCAGCGCUUUCUUCUGGGGCCUGCAG
Molecule: messenger RNA, 924 nt
Organism: Erinaceus europaeus (western European hedgehog)
Lineage: Eukaryota; Metazoa; Chordata; Mammalia; Eulipotyphla; Erinaceidae
Gene: TNNI1
Product: troponin I1, slow skeletal type
Exons: 8
Coding region: 386-886 (166 amino acids)
Biological process (GO): muscle contraction
Cellular component (GO): troponin complex
Source: RefSeq, a predicted model, not a curated record